GUGCAUACAAUAAUUACAUCCCUAUUAAAAAUGUAUACUGUAAUUUCCCCCCAACUCCAUUACACAAACCCCAAUUCGUUCAAAAUGCUUCGAAGUAUAACAACAAACCGAUCUCUUUUUCACACCCUUUCCCCUCUCAUCAACCCGGCUCGAAUUCUAGGCCUGUGCCCCAUCACCUACACUAAACAAAAAAAUUUCGUCACAAUCAGGUGGUCUUGGAAGAUUUAUAUGGCCAACUGUGCUACGGCUCUGACUUUAGUUUGUUGGGGAUUUUGGGGCUUCGUCCACGACAUGGAAAUUGCCUCCUUUGUGUCCUUGGGGUUUACCGGAAGUGUCGAUGUAGUGAUUUCCUCGUUCGAUAUUAGUGAUGUGCUUUUAAGUUGCCUUUAUUUCAUCGUUUCGAUGCCGUUUAAGUGCGCAAAAUUAUCGAUUGUUUUCCAUAAUCUUAAUAAAGUGGAUGCGAUUAUUACGCCAGUGUUUUGUGAUCGAUUUUACUCAAAUUUGGUUUGGUUUUCAAGAUGUUGGUUUGUGUUUUUACCAGUACUUUACACUCUUGAUGUUUUUAUGUGGGGUAAUACUUCCUGGCUAGGUGUUAACAAUUAUUUCGCUUAUUAUGUUUCUUAUUCGAUCGUUGUUUUGCACGAAUUACAGUACUAUCAAGUUGUUAAAAUGGCCCAACUUCGUGUUUCAGGGAUAAAUAAAACUGUCAAAGAAAAUAUAAAAAAGGACACUAGUAGAAUCAAACUUGAAUUUAUUUUUGACUUAAUUCAUUGUUACAAUAACACAACUGACGCUAUUGAAACAAUAAAUUCAAGUUUCAACAAAACUGUAACAUUAAUGUUAUUCAGCUGUUAUGUCCAUUUGGUCACUUGUCCGUACCAACUUUUUGUAAUGAUAACAAGUAACGAGACAAGCAUUUUGAAUUAUGUUUAUUGUUUAUGGGUUUUAUUGCAAAUUUUUCGAUUGGUUUUAGUAGUAGAAGUUUGUCACAACUGUGAAGAAGAAAUUCAAAAUACUCGAAUUUUAGUUUCGCAGUUGUUGAAUUGUCGUUUAGAUAAAAAUGUAAAAAAGGAGGCAAAUACGUUUCUGUUCCUAAUGGUGAAGAAAAAAAUCAAGUUUUCGGCUUAUGGAUUGCCCAAAGUUGGACGACAUCUUCUGCUCUCAGUUGCGAGUUCGAUUGGUGGAUACUGGAUGAUUCUAUUGCAGUUUAGCUCAAGAACAAGCAAAAUAUGAGUUUGUUGACACCACUCACUUCUUAAUGAAAUGUAUAAAAGUCUACUAUACUAUAAAUAAAAGUAAAUAAAUAUAA
This is a messenger RNA of Tribolium castaneum (red flour beetle), 1309 nucleotides long. Its product is annotated as putative gustatory receptor 28b. The record is from RefSeq and is a predicted model, not a curated record. The coding region runs from base 31 to 1233 and encodes 400 amino acids. Gene Ontology annotation, cellular component: axon; membrane; neuronal cell body. The transcript has 5 exons. Lineage: Eukaryota; Metazoa; Arthropoda; Insecta; Coleoptera; Tenebrionidae. Gene Ontology annotation, biological process: male courtship behavior; chemosensory behavior; sensory perception of taste.